Peromyscus californicus insignis is the source of this 1455-nucleotide messenger RNA. RefSeq names its product abhydrolase domain containing 17A, depalmitoylase (gene Abhd17a). Gene Ontology annotation, molecular function: palmitoyl-(protein) hydrolase activity. Gene Ontology annotation, cellular component: endosome membrane; plasma membrane. The transcript is spliced from 5 exons. Lineage: Eukaryota; Metazoa; Chordata; Mammalia; Rodentia; Cricetidae. The record is from RefSeq and is a predicted model, not a curated record. Gene Ontology annotation, biological process: protein depalmitoylation. The coding region runs from base 343 to 1275 and encodes 310 amino acids.
GAACGAGGCUCACUUCCGCCCGCGGCGGAGCGGCGGUGGUGGCGGCGCAGGAGGCCCGGCCGCGGUCCCGAGGGACACACAGACGGACGCACGGGCGGGCGGCCGGGAGCCAUGGAGUGCGGCCCCGGGGCCGGCGGACGCGGGCGGCGGGUGUCUCACUGUACGGCAUGGAGACCUGUGGCUGCUGCGAGGCUCCCGGGGGCUCGCCUUGGACCGCGAUGGGGCCGGGCCGCGGCCUCCUAACGGGACUGAGGUGUGCGGCCCGCGAGCCUGGCCGCCCGCUGCCCGCGUCUCGGAGCACCCCCGCCCCUCCCCUGGCCCGGCGCGGGCCCGGCGCCCGCCAUGAACGGCCUGUCGGUGAGCGAGCUCUGCUGCCUCUUCUGCUGCCCGCCCUGCCCGGGCCGCAUCGCCGCCAAGCUCGCCUUCCUGCCUCCCGAGCCCACCUACUCGCUGGUACCCGAACCCGAGCCGGGGCCCGGAGGGGCCGGUGCUGCCCCCUCGGGACCCCUGCGGACCUCAGCGGCCACCCCUGGGCGCUGGAAGAUCCACCUGACGGAGCGCGCUGACUUCCAGUACGGCCAGCGCGAGCUGGACACCAUCGAGGUCUUCCUGACCAAGAGCGCGCGCGCCAACCGCAUCGCCUGCAUGUAUGUGCGCUGCGUGCCCGGUGCCAGGUACACAGUUCUCUUCUCGCAUGGCAAUGCAGUGGAUCUGGGCCAGAUGUGCAGCUUCUACGUCGGCCUGGGCACGCGCAUCGGCUGCAACAUCUUCUCCUAUGACUACUCUGGCUAUGGGGUCAGCUCUGGCCGGCCCUCGGAGAAGAACCUCUAUGCUGACAUUGAUGCAGCCUGGCAGGCCCUUCGCACCAGGUACGGCAUCAGCCCGGACAGCAUCAUCCUGUAUGGCCAGAGCAUCGGCACGGUGCCCACGGUGGACCUGGCGUCGCGCUAUGAGUGCGCUGCGGUGGUCCUGCACUCGCCCCUCACCUCGGGCAUGCGGGUGGCCUUCCCCGACACCAAGAAGACGUACUGCUUCGAUGCUUUCCCUAACAUCGAGAAGGUGUCGAAGAUCACAUCACCGGUGCUCAUCAUCCAUGGCACGGAGGACGAGGUGAUCGACUUCUCACACGGGCUGGCACUGUAUGAGCGCUGCCCGAAGGCCGUGGAGCCGCUGUGGGUGGAGGGCGCUGGGCACAACGAUAUUGAGCUGUACAGUCAGUACCUGGAGCGCCUGCGCCGCUUCAUCUCCCAGGAGCUGCCCAGCCAGCGCACCUAGCCAAGCCGCAGGGACCUCAGCAGUACACGGGCCUCCUGCCGGGGCUGCAUGUGACCCGGCGCCCAGGACCCUGCCCGGCACCCCACGGCCACGAGCCAUGUGCAGGUGAUGGAGGCCCUCCUCUCCUUGUGGAAGCAAAGAGAAGGAAAGAGGGAAACUAAUUAAAGGUUUAAGAUUUUA